Molecule: messenger RNA, 1344 nt
Organism: Canis lupus familiaris (dog)
Lineage: Eukaryota; Metazoa; Chordata; Mammalia; Carnivora; Canidae
Gene: MRPS31
Product: mitochondrial ribosomal protein S31
Exons: 7
Coding region: 310-1269 (319 amino acids)
Cellular component (GO): mitochondrial small ribosomal subunit
Molecular function (GO): structural constituent of ribosome
Source: RefSeq, a predicted model, not a curated record
CUCAUCGGGACAGGAAGCUAGCUCCGUUGCGUCUGGCCCAUACAGAACCAUUUGGGGCCAGUGUGCGUAGGCGUAGCUCUAAGCAGGUCAGCAGCCACAGGAUGGAGGAGGUGACCGGGUGGAGGGGAGCUGGAGGAUCGGCGCACCGCCAGUGUUAACGGAAGAUUGAGGAGCAGCUUCGAGAACACUUUUUAAACCGGUCAUAGUUUUUAGAAUUCCAAGUAUCUGUUACGGACAAAAAAUAAUGUCCAAAGAUAUUUUGGCACUAACAACACAAUUUGUAGCAAGAAAGAUGAGCAGCCUGCUUCAAUGCAUGAGAUUUCCAAGGAAACAGAGAGCCAAGAGAGUGUAAAGGAGAAUACCAAAAAAGAUUUGUUAGGUAUUAUUAAAGGCAUGAAAAUUGAAUUAAGCACAGUAAAUGUACAAACAACCAAGCCGUCCAGCACAAGACAACUUAAAAGUGUGGAAGCUACAAUCAACAAGCUUCAAAAAGCUCCAGGAGAUGCCCCAAAGAAGAGAACCAAGUCCUUGAGUCCUGAGUUGGUAGCUGCUGCAUCUGCUAUUGCAGAUUUUCUCCCUUUUGAUAAGCAGACAACCAAGUCAGAGCUGCUCAGGCAGCUCCAGCAGCAUGAAGAAGUCUCAAAGGCACAGAAAAAUGGAGGAAGAGCAAAAAUUAGUGUCAGUAACAUAAUAUCAGACAUGAAAGUUGCCAAAUCUGCCACAAUUAGAGUUAGUACAAGACCAGUGCAUCAAAUUCAGUUUGAUGAAGGAUCUGAUGACUACAUGAGCCAAAAGACCAGUGAUGUUAAAAAAAGUCUUAGGAAAAAUAUGCUCAAAGGGAAGAGACUUAAUAUUUUUGACCUUAAGGCAGUUACUGAAGAGACAUCUGAAACAGAGACUACACCUUCACUCUGGGAUAUAGAAUUUGCUAAGCAGUUAGCUGCAGUAAAUGAACAGCCGCUUCAGAAUGGUUUUGCAGAAAUGAUCCAGUGGACGAAAGAUGGGAAGCUGUGGGAGUUUCCAAUUAACAAUGAAGCAGGUUUUGAUGAUGAGGGUUCGGAAUUUCAUGAACAUAUAUUUCUGGAUAUACACCUGAAAGAUUUUCCAAAGCAAGGACCAAUUCGCCACUUCAUGGAACUGGUGACCUGUGGCCUUUCCAAAAACCCAUACCUGAGUGUUAAACAGAAGAUUGAACACAUAGAGUGGUUUAGAAAUUAUUUUAAUGAAAAACAAGACAUUCUAAAAGAAAAUGGCAUAGAGUUCAAUUGAAGACCAUGGAAAUUGUUAUUUCAAGCUGUUGGAGAUGGGUAUUAUAACUAAAUAAAAUAAUUUACUAAAAAUUUU